Messenger RNA from Armigeres subalbatus, 4167 nucleotides. Its product is annotated as caspase. Gene Ontology annotation, biological process: proteolysis; lipid metabolic process. The record is from RefSeq and is a predicted model, not a curated record. Lineage: Eukaryota; Metazoa; Arthropoda; Insecta; Diptera; Culicidae. Gene Ontology annotation, molecular function: cysteine-type endopeptidase activity; phosphoric diester hydrolase activity. Bases 374 to 1363 code for a protein of 329 amino acids. The transcript is spliced from 3 exons.
AGUUUGGUGUGUACGUAAAGUUGCGCUGACGGUCAGUGUGUUUUUUUCAUCAUCUUCCCCGUCUCGCCAUUCGCUGUUCCAAAAAUUUUUGAUCAAAAUAUUUCAACAGUAUUGGAAUUUUCGCAGUGAUUUAUUAACAAUUCAAAACUGUUCGUAUAAAAUGAUGUAAUUCAGUGCUUCACGUUGUCUGCGAGCUGUGGAAUAUAGCGCGGUAAUUUUUUUAUGAGCGCCAUCGAAUAAAAGAUAUAUAUUCCUGCAGGCGGGUAAUAUAUCGUAAGCAUUCUUCUUGGGACCAAACUACAGUGCUGUUCGCGAACAACUUGUGCUUGUGAUUGUUGGACGUGCAGAAUUUUCCAUCAGGCCUUGCUUCACCAUGACAACUGAUUUCACCGAAGAUUUGGAAAACUGGAUGGGCAAACUUCCGCCAGAACUGAGGGCAGUGCCAAUAAUAAAUCUGGCAAUUCCGGGAUCUCAUGACACCAUGUCGUACGGAAUAACAAGAAAAUCUCCUGUGGCACCGGAUGCCGAACCGGUCGUGGAAACAUUAAACAAGUUUAUUCCCUGUGUGGUACGCCGUUGGGCCGUUACGCAGCGAUACGAUGUGGUAGACCAGCUGAAAAGCGGUAUUCGAUAUUUCGAUUUGAGGAUUUGCAUGAAAAGGCCGGAGAACAAGUUUUACUUUGUGCAUGGGCUUUUCUGCGAGGAAAUUACGGAACCAUUAGAACAGUUGAAAAACUUCCUGCGAUCUCAUCCACGCGAAUUUAUCAUACUAGACUGUCAACACUUCUACCUUUUCAAUCCGACCGACCACUGUGUCCUUUCGGCAGAGCUAAACAGGAUUUUCGAUAAGAAGAUCUACUCGCGCAACGUAAAUCAACUUAAGGAUUGUACACUGGAAGCAGCAACCGAGAACGGGCAACAGGUGCUAAUAGUGUAUCGAAGUGAUGCAUGCGUUAAUGACCGUUUCUGGCUUAGUUACGACUGGCCUACACCGUGGCCUAAUGAAGUCAGCGUGAAACAGCUACGACAAUAUCUCGAUGAAAGUUUGAAUCAACGUAACCCAGAAUCCGGCUUUGUCUCACAGUGCGUUCUAACGCCUAGCGUACGAUAUAUAGUCCCUAGAUUCUUGUCUUCGCUACGAUCAACAUGUGCUAAGGAGGUGGACAAAAAGCUCACCGAUUGGAUAAAAUUGCAAACACCUGGACCAUUUACUGCUGAUGACAAACCCAAAUCAAAUGUCUUUCUGGCGGACUUUAUUGAUAUUAAAGAUAGUAACUUCAGUAAGAUUGUAGUAGGGUUGAACAGGAAAAUAUUGGAUCAGAACAGUAGCGGGCAAAGUUCUCCAUCUAAGAAAAGCAUUUAAAAUAAUCAACUUAGGCACUAAAAGCACUCAAAAUAUUGUAUUACUUAUACGUAUUGGACAAAUUUCCACUAUAAUUACUUAUAAAGAAAAAUAUCGAACUGAACUAGAUAGGGUUUGUCACUACUACAAAAACUACGCAUAGAAGCAUCAUUUAAAAAAUUACUCAGAAAGUUGAUCGCUCAUAAAAAAUAAAUAUCGUUAAUUCCAGUUAGUGUCAAUAAAUUUAAUUGUAUCUUUGGGCAUUUAGCUAAUACAUUCUAACAAGUUCGUUUCUAAUUCAAAAGUUUUGAAUACAUCACGUCACUUCAAUAAAUCUGUACAGUAUUUUCUCACAUCACCAUUGGAAAUUUGUUCGAAUCUAGUACGGAUCUUUUACUCUUAAGAGUUAACUAGUUCGGCAGUAGAAUUUAGCAUUUCGAUGCAUCCCUCCAGCAUAGACAUUACGUUCCGCUGUGUUGUGUUGUGGUGGAGUAUUUCGUAAAUUGCAUACUGAUAGCUGUCAUGUAUAUUCUUUAACUCUCUUACCCCAAUUACUUUUGGAUUUCCAUUUGGGAUUUAAUGGCAAUCCAAUUGAAGGACAUCCCUCCAAUAUAGACAUUCUACAGAAAGUAUAAUUGAGUUGCACUGUGCAAUUGUAUUUGCUAAAACACUCAGUUCAGGUUACACUUUGAAUAGUAAACAAAGGAGCGUAUGAAAGACAUACUUCUGUAUAUGAUGUAUUUGAUGCGAAGUUUUUUUUUUGAUAAGGUCUUCCGUUACUUGGCAGUAACUUCUAAAUGUUUUUGUGACCAUUCUGAGACCUAGCUUCAAAUGUUAAACGUCUUCUCGACUGGUAACAUUCCGACUUAACAGAUAGAUAUAUUUCAAAAUAAAAACAUUUGCCAUUGCUGGCCCAUAUUCUUCCAUAGUUAACUGACUAACUGCCAUAUUAUAACAUAUUCUGCCCAUAUUUGCAUAAGAGUCCCAUGUCUGUUUUCUCAGUUCAAAAGUCAGUUUUCUCCUACUUGAAUAAUUUGCCGUUAAUUUUUUUAAACUCCUUUUACAUGAAUAAAUUUAAAAAAAAACCAAUAAAGCCUAGAUCAUUUAAAAAUGGGGCAUUUUAGAGAUAGUAGCGUUCCAAGUGGUCGGAUAUGCAAGUUUUUCACAGCGCUUUAUAAUUAGUAAACCGUUCUUUUCGGUCUAUUUUUUUCACAAUUUGAAACUAACAAAAUCAAAAUAUCACCAUGGUAUCAAAAUAUUCACCAUGCAGGAAGAGAAAAGUAGAAUAAUUUUGCACAGUCCUGCAAAAUCCAUCUGCGUCAAAAACCGAAUUUAACCCUUCAUUCAGUUCCAUGGUUUCUGAAAAAAAAAAUCAAAAUCAUCAAAAAUCGACAUGGGAUUCCUAAGCGAAUCUGGGCAGUAUAGUUUUUUUUUAUCUUUCGUCAGUGUAAGGCAGUGAUCUAUAGUAUAUUUUAGUACUAUACUGCCGUUCUACGCAUAAAUGUCCCAUGUACAUAGGAAAUCCCAGCAAACAUGGGACAAAUAUGCGUAUGACGGCAGUAUAAUAUUGUGAUAAUGUGUUUAGCAGCAGCGGAGCAAAAUAAUUUUGGUACAUUCAAAGUUAAUUGCCUGCGUUCCGGGUAUUCAGCCACCCGAAGUAGAAAUUAAUUACUAUAUCUAAAACUCGAUUAUGCAUAUGCACAACAUGUGAUAGAUUUAGUUCGGAAAAGGUAUUGGAGGGUAACCACUCCCUUCGAUAGGGUUUGAUCCCACGAAACCAGUACGCUAGACAGGUGCUUUCCCUACUAAACUUCGUAGCUUAGUAAGGAAAGCACGGGAAAGUACCUGUCUAGCGUACUAGUUUUGUGGGAACAAAGCCCACCGAAGGGAGUGGUUACCCUUUAAUACCUUUUCCGAAUCAUCUCUUUCACAUUUGUGCUUAUGCAUAAUCCAGUUUCAGACAUAGAAAAUAAUUUUAUUUUAUUUUUAUUUUUGUUCGAGGUUAUAUUAGGGAGCGUCCCAAUUUACGUAACGCUUAGAGGAGGAAGGGGGGUUUGCCCGAAGUGUGACAAUCCAUACAUUUUUUUUGGAUGCUCCAUACAAAAAGUGAGACAUAGGGGCGACGGGGGGUUGAAAAUUGCCAAUUUAUGCGUUAUGUAAUUAAUGGAACCUUCCCAAUAACGACAUAGCCCUUUAAAAGAUCUUCCGCUGUUUAAAUAUAUUAGGAUUGGAUUAUAAUGGUCUACUUCUGGAAAUCACUGUUUUAUAUUUAUCUCUUAUUCAAGGUUUCCAUCUAGAAUUAACAAAAUACGUUUCUCAAACCUCAGCAAGGAUCUAGUCUAUAGUUGCGCAUGCAAGCUAUUACUAUAUAGGCAACUAAGAUAUAGUCUUUCAUACUUUCCCGUCCGGAAGUUAUUGUACUUUCUGAUUUCUGGAUAUUGAAGAACACUCUAACGUGUACCAGAUAAAGGAACAUUUUACCGUACUGUUUUAAAGUGAUAUUUAAAUUUUAAAGUGUUAAAAUGCAAGUAGAAAAGCAGGAAUAUUAUCAAAACAUAGAUAUUUUACAUAAUAACUACACAUAGAUAUAUUUAAUUAAAAUAUAAAACAAACAAUCAGCACACAAUCAAAUGCAAUCAGACUGUUCUCAUGAAGUAGUUGGUAGAUAAUAUUUAUAUUGAUGAAUUUAUGAACGUUGUGGCCGUACAAAACCAGAAUACACAUUUGUGAUGAAAUUCGAUGUUAAAUAAUUGUGAUUUUCAACGUUUAGGAUAAGGUGUUCGGACAAAUUUGAUGAAACAAAUGUAAAACUUUUUGUCAUGUUA